Messenger RNA from Mitosporidium daphniae, 711 nucleotides. RefSeq lists its product as uncharacterized. The coding region runs from base 1 to 711 and encodes 236 amino acids. NCBI's taxonomy places the organism in Eukaryota, Fungi, Microsporidia. Gene Ontology annotation, cellular component: nucleus; RNA polymerase III complex. The transcript has 2 exons. Gene Ontology annotation, biological process: DNA-templated transcription. The record is from RefSeq and is a predicted model, not a curated record.
AUGGAUCCUUGUCCAUAUGAUGAGGUAAUCAAGGAGAUGGAUUUGUAUUUAUCUAAAGAUAUCAAUGACAUCUAUCUUCUUCAAUUUCCAUUGCGUCAAGAGGCAAAUCCAGAAGAAGGGAUUCAGGCCAGGUUCAAGUCCCAGUCUGAACUCCUUGAGCUGCUCGUUCCCAUCGAUACCGAUUCCGAGUUUUAUUCUUCGGCAAAAGAUCCAAAGCCUUCAUGCUCAUCUUCAUCUGUUAACAACGAGCUCUGGAAUGAUAAUGUGUCUGGAUUUCAGCACUUGACCUCGCUGAAAAUCCCUCCAAAGUCCAACUAUUUUGCGGGUCUGAUUAGCGAUGACAAGUUUUUCAUUGUGCCAUUGCAAUCGUUUAUCCAACUAAGACCGUCUUUGUGCAAUUCAGCACAACAAGACAUAAAGCCAAAGGACGAGGCGGUUGACUUUGGUUCUCAAAACGUCCAUGAAAAGUCGAAAGCGUUGCAGGUCCAAUUUAGAAAGAAAGAGAGCCAGGCAGAGACUCUCGCCAGGCUAAAGUCGUAUUCCCACCUGCAGAAGCUCGCUGACGAAGAGUCCUGGACAAAUUUCGAGUUUCUAAGUUGCACGUCUGCAGCGUAUCUGGCUUGGUUAUCAAGCCUUGCACGGCUUGAUAACUUGCUUACACACCGAAACUAUCAAGCAGGAAGACUUAAGGCCCCUUCAGGGGCUGAGUAA